Molecule: messenger RNA, 1743 nt
Organism: Pedinophyceae sp. YPF-701
Lineage: Eukaryota; Viridiplantae; Chlorophyta; Pedinophyceae
Source: the annotation of a GenBank genome assembly
AUGUCGAUGCCUACGCCGGAACAGCUGGCCAAGGUGACGGGGCCUAUCAAGGCUGCUGUUUCGAAGGCGUACGAUGUCGCGCGGGACGCUGUGCAGAGCGAGACGGCACAGCAGAUGGCGAGUGGCGCGUACACGUACUACAACUCGACGCGCACGGCCGCCGUCGAGCACGCGAUCGUGGGCCUCGCGCGCCUCUCCAAGGCCACCGAGCGCUUCAGGCUCGACGACGCCGUCGACGUCAUCACCAAGCUCUCCGAGUCUGGCGACGUCGCAGCCUUCCAAGCGGACCUCGCGGCGCUGCCGCGCAGCACCGCGGCGUUCGUGAUCGCCUGUCUGGGCACCGCGGCCGUCGUCCUCCUCCUCGGCGUCGUCGCCAUCCUCGGCGCGCUCGCCCGGGGGGUCUUUGCCGUGCUCGCGGCCCUGGGACUGGCCCGGGGGCGGUCCAAGCCCGCGGCGCGGCAGCAGAGCGGCGUGCGCGGCGGCAAGGGCGGCAAGGGCAAGGGCGGCAAGGGCGGCAAGAAGGGCAAGGGCAAGGGCGCACACGCAGCCCCCGAGUCGGGCGAGAGCGAUGGUGCCCCGGAGGACACUUCCCGGAGCACCCCGGGGAUGUCUUUGAAGGCGCUGAUGCGGGAGAACGCGCGGAUGGAGGCGAUCAACGCGCAGAACGCGGACGCGCGCGCGCAGGCGGACCCGGCGUUCCUCACGGCGCUCAAGGGCCACGGCGGGCAGGUGCUGUCCGUGUCGUGGUACCCGGGGGACCCCGGCGAGAGCGGGCACCACGGGAAGCACUUCCUUGCGACCGCGUGCGACGACGGCGGGGUCAGGAUCUUCAAGCUGGACACCGCGGGCCUGUCCAGCCAGAAGGGCCACGUCCCGCUCACCACCUUCACCCUCACGAACCGUCAGCCCGUCGCCGCGGGGUUCUGCGCGACGCCGUCCGAGGUCGCGUGCCUGUCCAAGGGCGGCGUCUCGGCCUCCUCCGUCCAGGUCCUCGACCAGGCCCCCGGGUCGAAGCGCUGGGAGCCGCAGUGGGAGGCGCACGAGGUCCACCGGGGCCCCCCGCGCGGCGUGGCGUCGGGCCGCAGCCCCGGCGGCCGCGGCAUCUUCGCGUCCUUCGCGGGCGGCGACGACACGCACCUCGGCCUGUUCUCCUCGACCGGGCCCCGGCCGCUCGCCAAGCUCGACUCCGGCAAGGUUCGGAACAACGGCAUCGCGAUGACGCCUGACACGCGGUUCAUGGCCGUGGCCGCGUGGACGAACGACGUGCCCGUGUGGGAGCUGCUGUUCGACCGGGAGGGCAUCUUCCAGGCCGCGAACAAGGUCAUGUCGCUGUGCGGGCACAAGGCGGAGGUCUACUCCGUCGCGCUGUCGGGCGACGGGCGGAGCGCGGCGACGGUGUCGAAGGACGGCUCGUUCAUCGUGUGGACGAUCGACGUGCGGUACCGCAGCGGCGAGGACCCGCACGUGGUGUACAAGGGCCUGUCGGAGCGCGACGGCGCCAAGCCGUACGACCGCGUGGCCAUCAACCACGACGGCAGUGUGGUGGCGUGCGCGUUCGGCUCGUCGGUGCACUUCUUCUCGCGGCACGGGGCGCGGCUGGGCACCAUCGAGGCCGCGCACACGGGCGCCAUCUCGGGCAUGUGCUUCAGCCCGCGCCUGGUGGGGGUCGGGGCUGGCGAGUCGGUGCUGGCGACGAGCGGGCCGGACAAGCGCGCGCGGCUGUGGCGCGUGCCGCACGUGUGA